Bursaphelenchus xylophilus (pine wood nematode) is the source of this 1093-nucleotide messenger RNA. Lineage: Eukaryota; Metazoa; Nematoda; Chromadorea; Rhabditida; Aphelenchoididae. The record is from the annotation of a GenBank genome assembly.
AUGGCGAACAGAACCGCAAAAGAUGCCCACACAAUCAAGGGUACCAAUCCGCAGUAUCUGGUGGAGAAGAUCAUCAGAACUCGGAUCUACGACUCGCUUUAUUGGAAAGAACAUUGCUUUGCUUUGACAGCCGAACUUGUGAUUGACAAAGGGAUUGAACUCCGCUAUAUUGGCGGUGUGUACGCCGGAAAUGUGAAGCCAACUCCAUUCUUGUGCCUGACUUUGAAGUUACUUCAAUUACAACCGGAUAAAGAUGUGGUUUUGGAAUUUUUGAAACAGACAGAUUAUAAGCAAGUUAAACCUUUUCUUUUUUAUUGGCCUUACUUCUUUUUUUAGAUAUCUCAGAGCUCUCGCAGCCUUGUAUAUUCGAUUGACAUUCAAUUCCGUCGAGAUUUUCACCUUUCUGGAGCCGUUGUAUGGAGAUUAUCGGAAGUUACGAUAUAUGAAUAGAAAUGGACGUAUGUUUUAUUACCUUCGAUAAAAAUUGUAUUUAGAAUUUGAGUUGGUUUAUAUGGAUGAAUUUAUUGAUCAUCUGCUCCGAGAUGAAUCUUACUGUGAUAUUCAAUUGCCUCGAUUGCAAGUAAGCGUAUAUUGCCUUAAUCUAUUAUAUGGUUUAGAAAAGACAGGCUUUGGAAGAGAGCGAUCAGAUUGAUACCUAUGUGUCGUCAUUGGAUGAAGAUCUCGAUAAUUUAUCCGAAAGUGAAAGCGAAGAAGAACCAGAAGAGAAACCGAAGGUUAGAUUGCAGUUGUUUAUGCAUAAAAUAUCUGGUUGGCCAUUUAAAAAACUUUUGAAUUAUUGUUUUAGAGAUUGACAAAGAGAAGAAAUAGAAGUAGAUCAAGAUCCACAUCCAGAGAACGGGAAAAAGAUCGACGAAGAGGUGAAGAAGAAGGUCGGGAAAGAAGGAGGCGACACGAUUCUCCAGAAUACUCAAGACGGGAUCGAGACAAUGCCCGUGAAAAGGAAAGGGAACGAGAAAAAGAACGGAAAGAGAAGAAGGAAAAGAAAAACAAAAGCAAAGAUGAUGAAGAACGGGAGAUCGAGGAGUCCAAUGCCCUCAGGAAAAAGCUCGGAUUGGCUCCAUUACAGCGAUAG